Molecule: messenger RNA, 1037 nt
Organism: Pogonomyrmex barbatus (red harvester ant)
Lineage: Eukaryota; Metazoa; Arthropoda; Insecta; Hymenoptera; Formicidae
Molecular function (GO): DNA binding
Source: RefSeq, a predicted model, not a curated record
GACUCGGUCGCCAUUAUGGAGAGUGCCACAGAGUGGCCAUACGACAAGGUUUUGCAACUGAUCGCAUUGUUUCAGCAACGGCCGAUGUUAUGGGAUACUCGAUGCGAUGCUUAUAAGGAUCGGCAGAAACGCCAAGAAGUCACAGUCGAGCUCGCAACGUACUUCAAUGUUGAGAAGGAUGAGAUCGAACGAAAGCUGAAGAAUCUUCAAAGUCACUUCUAUCGCGAGGUUAAAAAGGAGGAACAAUCCAAAUCGAUUGGCGGGAUUUACCGUAGCAAGUGGUUUGCUUAUAAUGCACUAAAAUUUCUGGCGGACAAGAGCAAACCAAGGCGAACUCAUAUUUCAGCUAUCGGUAAUAAAAUGCCGACAACGCGGCAAAAGCCGACGGUGGCUCACAUGUCAACAAGACAUAGCGACAGAAACCGCCUCAGAAAAACUGAAUACGAUUCGAAAAAUUCAUCUUUACGGAAAAAAUCUACGAUCAAAAACGAAAAUGCCGCAUCAAUCAUGAAUAAUUUUUUAUAUAUCGAUACGAAUCAGCAAGACAAUAGUAUGGAUAACAGUCAGGUAGAUUACUGGGAGGAGAAGCCAGUCAGUAUAGCCAGUCAAGAUCCGAUUGAGUUUGCGACGCAAACGAUCGACGAGCAAUCCCAGCAUAUUACCAAUUUUGAGGACAACCGGCCAAACGGGAAAGGGCCCUCGACUUCUUGCAAGCAAGACACGAAGACUGCCGUGAUAUCUGAAGAUGUGAUCGGGCCGGCGAUCGAUUUUUUCCUCACCGAAUUGAAGACUCACGGUUCAAAUGACCCGGAAUUGAACUUCUACCGGAGUCUCAUUCCGGACAUUAUGAAACUCUCUGAUAAAAAACGCAGACAGUUCAAAGAAAUGGUACUAUGCACGUUGAACAAGCUCUUAGAUGAGGAUGAGAAAGCUUAGAAGAUGUAAAGCGAUUUUACGAAAUUCAACGGAAAUAUGUGGAUUUUUAUCGCGCGAUAUGUGUUAAAAAUUAUAAAUAAUAAAGAAGUUGCGUUCAGGUA